Mus caroli (Ryukyu mouse) is the source of this 2007-nucleotide messenger RNA. It is a transcript of the gene Zbtb25, whose product is annotated as zinc finger and BTB domain containing 25. Gene Ontology annotation, cellular component: nucleus. Gene Ontology annotation, molecular function: protein binding; DNA-binding transcription factor activity, RNA polymerase II-specific. The record is from RefSeq and is a predicted model, not a curated record. Lineage: Eukaryota; Metazoa; Chordata; Mammalia; Rodentia; Muridae. Gene Ontology annotation, biological process: regulation of transcription by RNA polymerase II.
CGGCCCUGCCCCUGUGGGCUGCUCCGGGCUCAGUCCCUCCCGCCGCGAGCCGCCCGGGCGGCGGCUGCAGCUGCACCCGUCGCGGGACAGAUGCAAGUAGCCGGGGAGAGGGGUGCUGUUUUUGGUCCGUUGGAGAUGUCAGUCAGGGCCCAAGGAGGACAUUAGCAACGGCGAGCGAGUGCUGGGCGCGCGGAGCCGCCCUUGGCCGUGGGCCGCCGGGGCCUAACGCGGGCGGGAUGGCGCGCGCGCUUGCCGCACAGCCUUGGAGCCCAUUCUGGCUGCGGGCCGGGCUCCGAGCGGGCGCGGAAGCCUCAAUCCGUCUGUGUCAGCCGGGUCCCGGGCGGCCGCGCCAGGCCUCCAGGCUCUAGCUAGUGGGCGGGUGUCCAGAUCGGGCUGCGCAGCCCUCACUCUCCCCUCCCCCAUCCAGUUUGUGAGUACCUAGCAUCUAGGGCAAGUAGCCCCCUACCCUAAUAAUUAAUUUUUCUCACGUAUUUUUCUUUUAGCCCAAUGGUUUUUCUUUUUGAAUUCUGGCCCUCAUCUUAUUAUCAUCGUCUCCCUUGCACUCAUUUGGAGGAAUCAAGCCGUUAUCAGUUGCUUAGAGCCGCCAUGGAUACUGCUAGCCAUAGCCUUGUGCUUCUGCAGCAGCUGAACAUGCAGCGAGAAUUCGGCUUUCUGUGUGACUGCACAGUUGCUAUUGGGGAUGUUUACUUCAAAGCCCACAGAGCAGUGCUUGCUGCCUUUUCUAACUAUUUCAAGAUGAUUUUUAUUCACCAAACAAGUGAAUGCAUAAAAAUACAACCAGCUGACAUCCAGCCCGAUAUAUUCAGCUACUUGUUGCAUAUUAUGUACACAGGAAAAGGGCCAAAACAGAUUGUGGAUCAUAGUCGUUUGGAGGAAGGGAUCCGAUUUCUUCACGCUGACUACCUUUCUCACAUUGCAACUGAAAUGAAUCAAGUGUUCUCACCAGAGACUGUGCAGACAUCUAAUUUGUAUGGUAUUCAGAUUUCAACAACCCAGAAAACAGCUGUCAAACAAGGGCUGGAGAUCAAAGAAACUCCUCCCAGUAGCAGUGGAAACAGAGCUGCUGUCCCAGGUGACCACCCCCAGCUGCAGCUCUCUCUGGCAAUUGGGCUAGAUGAUGGCAGCGGUGCGGAGCAGCAGAGGGCCCAUCCUGCCGAGCAGGCCGUGGAGGAGCACCAGAAGCCCCCAGUGUCCAUCAAGCAGGAGAGAUGUGAUCCAGAGUCUGUGAUCUCCCAAAGCCACUCCUCGUCCUCAUCAGAGGUGACUGGCCCCUCUUUUACAGAAAACAGUAUCAAAGUCCACUUAUGCCAUUACUGUGGGGAGCGCUUUGAAUCCCGAAGUAACCUGAGACAGCACCUCCAUACCCACGUGUCCGGAUCUCUCCCGUUCGGUGUCCCUGCUUCCAUUUUGGAAAGUAAUGACCUUGGUGAAGUGCAUCCACUUAGUGACAGCAGUGAGGCUCUUGAAUGCCGGAGGCUCAGCUCCUUCAUUGUCAAGGAGAAUGAGCAGCAGCAGCCAUCACCGGAGCACUCGAGCCGGGGCACCUCAGAGCCUUUGCAGAUCAGUCAAGUAUCUUUGAUCUCCAAAGACACAGAGCCAGUAGAAUUAAACUGUAAUUUUUCUUUUUCAAGGAAAAGAAAAAUCAGUUGUACCAUCUGUGGUCAUAAAUUUCUUCGAAAGAGCCAGUUACUGGAGCACAUGUAUACACACAGAGGCAGAUCCUACAGGUACAACCGCUGCCAAAGGUUUGGAAACUCACUGGCCCAGAGGUUUCAGCAGUAUUGUGACAGCUGGCCCGAUGUCCCCUUAAAAAGCUCUCGCUUGUCACAAGAACAUUUAGACUUGCCUUGUGCCUUAGAGUCAGAGCUCACACAAGCGGGGGUGGACACCAUCCUCGUUGAGUAGCAGUUUCUCGUGCAGAAUUUUUAUACUGAUCUUGGAGGAGAUUCACGUGCCAUUUCUAAUCGUAAAUUAGUUACCUCCUCA